This is a messenger RNA of Cinara cedri, 700 nucleotides long. The record is from the annotation of a GenBank genome assembly. Lineage: Eukaryota; Metazoa; Arthropoda; Insecta; Hemiptera; Aphididae.
GUUCACUGAGGAUAAAAAUGAAGAAUAUAUUGAAAAAUCUCCAUGUGGUAAUAUCAUUUCUUUGGAUCAAUUGCGCAAAAGAUAGUUUAUAGCAUCCUACAAAAUCUCUUGGCCGCUAAUAUAAAUGAUAGAAUUGGAUUAAACAAAGAAAGUCGGUAGAUCAGUGAUUAUAAAUCAAUUACGCCCAUUUCUGCGAGUGUAGUACUUGUCCGAUAUAACGAAGCUUGAACAGCAUGAAUAUAGGUUUAAGUUGAAGGGAAUGUAUUCCCAGGUAAAAGUGAAUAACAUUGGCUUAAUAAAUGGGCCAAUUACUGUAAUGCAUAAUACGAAAGAUUCAAAAAAUGCAGAUGCUACAUAUUCAAUGAUAGCAAAUCAUGACCAUACUAAGAACUCAUCUGUCAUGGAAUAUUUAUCACCAUUGGAAAAUGAGCUUUUCUUUCUCCCCCUAUGUUGGAGCUGGAAUUGGUGUAACAAGAAUAAAAAUAUUAAAACAUCAAUUAGACCUGUACAUCAAUCGAUAACUGGUCUUAAUUACCAAAUAAUUAAAGAUACAGAUAUCUAUAUUGGAUGCAGACAUUUUGGUCUUAUUGGCGGUAAUUUUGACGAAUUUACAACUUCGAAAAAAAUAGAGGUUCCGGCUAAAGCUGGAAAGCCAAAAACAUUAGUUUUAAACAAGAUGAUAGUAUUACUACUAAUUUAA